UGAUUAUUUGACGGGGUUUUAAAAGUCGAAUUUCCAAAGAACAACUCUUUAGUUCAAUUGGCAGGACUUUCUGGGGCUCAAGCGCACAUAGACUUCUUUUCGACCGACCAACAGAUCUACUGACAGCAUUUCAUGAAUCAGUGGUUGUUCACAAAAGACGAGCUCUACCAGAUGCCGUCCAUCGUCAAUGAUGGCAUGACUUUUGAGGAAGAACGAUUAUCGAGAUUACGAGGUUGCUGCUUCAUUCAAAUUAUAGGCUGUCGUCUGGAAGUUCCCCAAGUGACUAUAGCAACGGCAACGUCAUAUUUCCAUCGAUUUUAUGCGCGGAAUUCUUUCAAAAGUUAUGAUUAUGAGUAUGUUGCUGCUACGUGUGUUUACCUUGCGGGCAAGGUUGAAGAAUCCUCGCGGCAACUGAAAGACGUGGUUACUGCGUGUAUCAUUAGUCGAAAAACUCACAGUGACGAGAAAGGCAAGAUCUAUGCACAAUGGCAAGAAGCGAUUCUCUGGUAUGAACAGUUUUUGGUCGAAACGCUUUGCUUUGAUCUGUCAGUCGAUCAUCCGCAUCAGUUGAUCCUGGAAUUUGCUGAAGAAGUCGAUGCACCGGCGCUUGUUGCUCAGUACGCAUGGGCGUUUGCCAAUGAUAGUUUACGACAACCGUUAUGCCUGAUUUACCAUCCGCAAAUGGUGGCAGCCGCAUGUAUCUUGUUAGGAUAUCAAACGGUGGGAGUGGAUUUUCCUGAAAGCACCGAUACCAUUUGGGGACAGACAUUGGAGCAAGAGUUUGAACUUUUGACAGCUAUUGUCAGUGACAUUGCCGCAGUAUACAGUAUCUCCGACGCUGUUGAAAAAGCCAGGAAAUCCUCGUCUUCAGAUCAUCACAAUUCUGGUUCAUCACACCGAAACGGCCAUGCUGUAGCACCAACCAGCAACGGGCAUCGACGGGAAAAAGAAGCAGAUUCACGAUAUGUCAGACAUCACACAUGAUCUGAUGUCCUGAUUUUGUUCGUCGGUAUUUGUCAUCCGUCAGACAUUCUUUACUUGCCCUGUUGGCUUGACAUCAUUCAACGGAUUUACAUAUGUAUCAUAUCUUUUUUUACUUGGCAUAAUUUUUUAUUGUAUGUAAAAAAAACCUUAUUCAUCGCCAUGAUAAUCUUCGGAUUGGAUCUCCUUGAUCUACCGGUUCAAUUCUAUCUUUUCUCUCUUUCUCUCUCUUUUCCUCGCAUUGCACUGUACAUACAAAUUGAUCCGUUGGUUUUUUUCCCAUUUGUUCUUCAC
Radiomyces spectabilis is the source of this 1275-nucleotide messenger RNA. Its product is annotated as cyclin-like protein. The record is from RefSeq and is a predicted model, not a curated record. Lineage: Eukaryota; Fungi; Mucoromycota; Mucoromycetes; Mucorales; Radiomycetaceae. Gene Ontology annotation, cellular component: cyclin/CDK positive transcription elongation factor complex; nucleus. The transcript is spliced from 9 exons. Gene Ontology annotation, molecular function: cyclin-dependent protein serine/threonine kinase activator activity. Bases 133 to 984 code for a protein of 283 amino acids. Gene Ontology annotation, biological process: positive regulation of DNA-templated transcription, elongation; regulation of transcription by RNA polymerase II.